UUGGUCACAUGAGCCCAGACGUUCCUGCUGAUUCAGUGUCGCAAUGAAGACGAGCUGAAUGUUGUUUUCCCUUCGUUUAACGGCUCUUUGAGCAUUUCUCGUCCCAUACAUGUCUUUUUACCUCUAAAUCUGUAUCUAUGGCUCUUGCAUUGGAAUCGAACCUUAAAACAGGAAGUGUCCUGGCGACGGUACUUUCUCUCCUGCUUCCUGCUGUCAUCGUCUGCUCUGUCACGAUCAAACCCCUGUUGUUUGAGGAGCAGCUACUGUGGGUGAGCGGGGUCGAGGGGGAGGUGAACACCUACAGGAUCCCUCUGGUCACCUUCACCCCCGCGGGAAGUCUACUGGCUUUUGCCGAGGGCAGGAAGUCCUCAUCCGGCGAUGUGGGGGCGAAGUUCAUUGCAAUGCGGCGAUCCACUGACAAAGGAUCCACAUGGUCCCCGACUAGCUUCAUUGUCGAUGAUGGUCUUGACCAGGAUGGCCUGAAUCUGGGCUCGGUGGUGGUAGACCAGGAAGUGGGCUCGGUUAUUCUGAUCUAUACUUCCUGCUUCCACCUUUACAACUGCCAGCCUGCUAGUACCCUGAUGGUAGAAAGCAAGGAUGAUGGUCUGAGCUGGAGUUCACCCAGAAACCUCUCAGUACAGCUUGGGGUAAAAAAUUUUGCUCCUGGACCAGGGUCCGGGAUCCAGAAGCGCUUUGAGCCAAAUAAGGGAAGAUUGGUGGUGUGCGGUCAUGGAACGUUAGAAGGGGAUGGUGUUUUCUGCAUCCUGAGUGAUGACCAUGGACAUACAUGGUUUAAUGGCGCAGCGCUGAAAAGCAUCCCUUACAAUCAGAAGAAGAGGCCGCUGGACUUUAAUCCUGAUGAGUGCCAGCCCUUUGAAAUGACCGACGGCAGCAUUAUCAUCAAUGUGCGAAACCAGAACAACUACCACUGCAGGUGUCGCGUGGUGGUGCGAAGCUGGGAUGGCGGGAUGUCCCUUCCCAUAGAUGACCUGUACUUCGACUACGAGCUUGUGGAUCCUGUAGUGGCAGCCGGGGCCUUUCAGAAAGAAGGGAUACUCUUCUUCACCAACCCAUCCAACGCUCAACAGAGGAUCAACCUUACCUUGCGUUGGUCAGUGACUGAUGGUAACUCCUGGGAGAAAGAGGCUCUCCAGAUUUGGCCAGGUCCAAGUGGGUACUCUUGCAUUACGUCACUGGAUAGCGGCUCUGCGGAUGACCGGAGACACAUCUUUGUCAUCUAUGAGAAGGGCCAAAAAGACUACGACGAGACUGUUUCGUUUGCCAAAAUCCACUUGUAUGGAGGCCGGUAAAGCACAUAAAUUAGAGGUUUUGACCUCUGAAGGAAAAACAGAAACACUUUCUCAGGAAGGAACAAAAAUGACUUUGUUUUUACUUUAGAAUAAAAAAAAAUGAAAUGUUAAAUUUUGCACCAUAAAGGCUAUUAUUUUUUUAUCUUGUCCAUCUUUAAUUGAACAUGGACUGUCUUUAUUGAAACUGAUUUUUUUUUUCAAUGAAAAUAGAUAUAUGUGGAGUCAUAGGGUGAUUUUACACGUGUUGCUUUGGGCUGAUCACCAAGACCAGAAGGACAUUUACAGAAGUUGGAAUCAACCACUUUAGUUAUCUACUAUCACAGUCCGUGUUUGAGUUUUCAUCUAUGUGUAGAAUUAAAUGAGGCUCUGAGGUUGCUGAGAUUUUACGGACUUUGUCUACUUUGGUUUUUAUCUUGCAGUAUGUACAGUAAGUAUGCUGUACCUGUCUUGACUUUUGCCUACAAGUGUCUACAAAUGUCAUACAUUCAAUUUGAUUUGAAAGAAUUUCUUUAGAUAAUGUAAAAUAAUGAAACCUUUAGAUGAAUGUACUGCAGUUUGGAAUCUCCUCUUGAGUUUCGAUGGUUUGCUUUAAACCAUGGCUAUACUGUAAUUUCCAAAGUGUCUAUGUGUGGGUGAAUGUGAGGGGCCUUGGAAGCCACUCCUCCUUAUGAACAAGUCAGUGUAUUUUUACCUUAUCUUGGCUGUUUUCAUAUUUCCACCAACACAUAUGGACUCCUUGCCAACAUUCAUCUUUAUAAUAAUUAACAAUAAUAAAUUGUUGUUACCAAAACUCUUGUUUUUCUGACUAUGAUUUGUAUUUUACCCUGAUUGUUAUUUUUAUUUAAAGUAUCAAUUGCUCCAUGUCGUG
Messenger RNA from Syngnathoides biaculeatus (alligator pipefish), 2178 nucleotides. It is a transcript of the gene neu1, whose product is annotated as neuraminidase 1. Gene Ontology annotation, cellular component: lysosome; membrane; cytoplasm. NCBI's taxonomy places the organism in Eukaryota, Metazoa, Chordata, Actinopteri, Syngnathiformes, Syngnathidae. Gene Ontology annotation, molecular function: exo-alpha-sialidase activity. The coding region runs from base 138 to 1310 and encodes 390 amino acids. The transcript has 7 exons. The record is from RefSeq and is a predicted model, not a curated record. Gene Ontology annotation, biological process: ganglioside catabolic process; oligosaccharide catabolic process.